CGGUAGAGCCGGACGCAAAGCACCUAGAGCCCAUUUCCAGUGAGAAAAACGGGGGUCUCCGAGCUCAGGCAGGCGAAUUGACUGAAAUGUCAGUCUUGCCGCAGGAUGUUGUCCCCAGAUGUGGAAACUGAUACGACUGCGGAGGACACGGCGCCCAGCAGCUCAAACGGCGGUGAAGACACACCGGCCAGUCUCGACACGUUGGAGGAGCAAAGGCCAGUGAAGCAGUCCUUGAGUGCAUCUAUGUGCCGUGAGACACACUGGCGCUGUCUCCUCUUGUCUCUGCUUAUGUACAGCUGCCUGGGCGCUGUGGCCUGGUGCCAGCUCACUCGUGUCACUAAGCUGAGCUUUGACUCCUCCAGCACCUCCUUGAUCUCCAUCAACCCUCUGAGAGACGGAGGAGGCCGCUCCAUGGUCUAUCAUGACAGCCCCUGCUCCAACGGCCAUGUCUACAUCCCCCUCGCCUUCCUAAUCAUGCUCUAUGCGGUCUACCUAAUGGAGUGUUGGCACUGCCGUGCCCGCAGCGAGCUCCAGUACAAGGCCAAUGUGGACAGCGUCUAUGAAAGAGUGCUGCGCAUGCGCCAGGCUCGGCCAUGUGUUUGGUGGAAAGCCAUCAGCUACCAUUUUGUACGACGGACUCGGCAGGUCACACGCUACCGGAAUGGAGAUGCCUACACCACAACGCAGGUCUACCAUGAGCGUGUCAACACACAUGUGGCGGAAGGUGAGUUUGACUACAGCCGUUGCGGAAUGAAGGAUGUCUCGCGGGACUUGCGUGGUUUGGAGAGUCACCCAGCUACAAGGUUACGCUUCACAAAGUGCUUUAGCUUUGCAGGAGCAGGACCUGAGAAUGCAUACCUUAACCAACGCGCCAGAUUCUUCUCAGAGAUUGAGGGCCUGGAUGACUACAUGGAGGCACGGGAGGGCAUGCAGCUGAAGAACACUGACUUUAAAGAGCAUCUUAUAGCCUAUGUGGAUCCUGACAGGUUACCCUGGUACGCAUCACAGGUUGCCUUCUGGCUGGCUGCUCUCCUCAUGCUGUCAUGGCCCCUUCGGGUUUUUAUAGAGUAUCGCACAGCCUAUGUGCACUACCAGGUGGAGAAGCUCUUUGGGCUGGAGUACACUAACAGCAGCCCAUCUCCAGAAGAUGUCGCCCCUACAGGAAAUGGCCGGUCUGGAAUCCCUAGAGGAGACACGGUGGACAGCACAGAGCUGGAAUGGCACAUUCGUUCAAACCGCCAACUAAUCCCAAGCUACUCUGAAGCCAUGCUGAUGAACUUGGGAAACUCUGUGUCAAGCCAGGGUGACAGCAGGGCUUCCAACUGCCUCUUGCUGGUUGACCACCCAAACCAGAACUAUGGCACCUUGGUUCAAGACUGCGAGCACUGCUGCCAGCUUGAAGGAGGUAGACGAGCCACCAUCACCUCCAGCUGCUCCUCAAUCUUUUCCCGCCACACUUCUCACUCACAACUGUCUUUGAACACCUCCCGUUUCUCACUGUGCCGAAUGUAUGGUUCCAGGCACACAGUGGGGCUGUGGAGAAGCCGCAGCAGUACACUGACUGAGCACUGCUGUCCAGAUGAACAAUGCUGCAGGUCAUACUCCAGCCAGCUGGCCCUCAACGACAGCCCACCUAACUACCAGGAUGCCCGCUUCUUUCCUGUUCUCAUUGUGCACAGGUCUGAGGGCUGUGGGGACUCUUCAGAAGUCAGGAGAUACUAUGUCCGGAGGGGGUCCUGCUGUCUGGAAACUUCCCUUUAGAACUGCAUGCAUUGUGACUUAAAUAAAAAAAAGAUGUUGGUCUAAAAGAAAGCAUUAUGACCUUUACAGAUCUACAUAGGAAUCAAUGAAGAUUCUGAAGGAUCAAAUUGAAGCAGUGCACUUUCAAGAACUUUGUGUUGCUUUAAUAUCCAAUAUAAGUGAGAAGUGAAAACACAGCAAAGAAAAGCCUCUGUGGUUGGCUAAUUAACUUUUUUUCAUAAGUUCUCUCCUGUGCACUUAAGCAACUUUUAAGUUGUCCCUCUGUGUUGAAUGUGGUUUAACACCAAGGGCUUGAUUUUCUGAUAUAAAAACCCUUCAAAUACCUUUGAACAAUGCAUGUAUACCAAAUCUUGAUUGUAUCACAGAAUAGGUAAAUGCUUGGAAUAAAGCUUGAGAGUAGAUGGUAAAGAAAUGUAUUCAUACACUUAAGCAUAGCUUAGGGAGCUCUACUGCUGAGAUUCAAAUAACAAGCAUGUGAAACCUAUAAAAAAGGUGAAAAGAAACAUGACUGAAAAAAUGUAGGGGUCUGUCUUCUGUACAUAUGUAUUGAAAGUAGGGAAUUGUUUGAAUGAAAUACAUGAAGCUGAUUUUUCUAGAUAGUUUGACUGGAUAAAUCUGUGAUUCACAUUUUCACACAAAAAGCAAUUUCAGUUCAAAUGUUUUGCAAUGUCCUGCAGCAAAGUUUCACGCCUACACUUUCUUUGUGUCACUGCACUGAAUAAAUAGUCGUCAGGGCAGAAUUAUUAUGUAUUACAUAUUGAUUUGCACCAGCAAUAAACAAUUGGAAAAA
Messenger RNA from Pygocentrus nattereri (red-bellied piranha), 2551 nucleotides. RefSeq names its product transmembrane protein 151B. Lineage: Eukaryota; Metazoa; Chordata; Actinopteri; Characiformes; Serrasalmidae. The transcript has 2 exons. The record is from RefSeq and is a predicted model, not a curated record. The coding region runs from base 106 to 1761 and encodes 551 amino acids.